AUGGCGGCUCAAGAUCAGUAUAAUAUGACUGAACUUCUAACCAAAGGCAUUGAAAUACAAGAUGCAAUAUAUGAUGUUUCAGGGGCUACUUUAGAAAGUUGCAUCAAUUUUAUUAAAUCAAUUGACCAAAAAUACAAUGAUGAUAUUAUAAGAACAAUAUAUCAUGCUGCUAAAGUUCGACCAAAUAAGUUUCGAUUACUUGAACAAUUAAUAUCUAUUUACCCAGAUUAUCCAAUUAAUUAUAAUAGAUUUGGACUCUAUCUUCUUAAGAAGAAGAACAUGAACACGUUUGGAUCUAGAACUAUGACACGUACACUUUUCAGGAGAGAAUGUUAUGCAGAUUUAGAUAAAACAGCGGAUCAAAUUGCAGAUAUUUUCGAGGAAGGCAGUGUUCCCUAUGCAUUGAUCAAUGAUGACCAUGAAUUUUUCAUCCAGGAAUCAUCAGAUUUCUCCCUCUCAUCUCAGGCAUAUGAUUAUGAUUUGAAAUCUUAUAAUUUGAUUUCAUUAGCUGCAAUGUUUGGCGCUGAAAAUUGUUUUACUUUCUUAGUACUAAAUGGAGUCACAGUAGACACGUCUUGCAUAUCAUAUAUUAUCCAAGGCGGUAAUCUGAAUUUGGUGGAAAGAUACGUCACAGAUUUCAGUAAUUUCUCAGAAGAUUAUGUUAGAAUAGCAAUAGAAUAUCAUCAAAAUUCUAUUGCUAAAUGGAUUCUCGAAAAUAAACCAGAAAUUAGCGUCUCUCUUGGAUUUUGUGUUAAAGAAAGAAACAUCGAAAUGUUUUAUCAUUUCUUAUCUGAAGGUGGAGAUAUUCAUGAGAGAGAUCAUAUUGAUGGAACAAUAUUUACAAGAUCUUCAUUUUAUGGAAUUUAUUCUAUUGUGGAAUUUCUACUAAAAAAUAAUGCAGAUAUAGAAGAGAAAAAUGAUUUCCAGCAUACAGCUGUAUUUCAAGCUGCAAUCCAAGAUAAUUUAGAUAUAUUUAUGCUUUUAAUUCAACAUGGAGCUAACUACGAAGGAACAGAUAGUGAAGGCAAAACUCCAGUAAAAGUUGCAAUUGAGAAAGGUUCAACCAAAGUUGUUAAAUAUUUGAUGCAAUUAAAGGCAUCUCAAUAA
Molecule: messenger RNA, 1107 nt
Organism: Trichomonas vaginalis G3
Lineage: Eukaryota; Parabasalia; Trichomonadida; Trichomonadidae
Product: Ankyrin repeat family
Exons: 1
Coding region: 1-1107 (368 amino acids)
Molecular function (GO): protein binding
Source: RefSeq, a predicted model, not a curated record